ACCCUACAGGCAAAUCGAAAGCGGUAGGGUUUGGUUCCUCAAUUUGAAAUCUGUUGCUCUUGCUGGCUCACUUCUGCAGCGCGUUGUUAGAUUGCUGGAUUGUUAAAUACUGUUGGACAAUUUUGACAGCAAAACGGCAGAACCUGUCCGCGAUUUUAACUCCGAAGCGAAAACGAUUCGGUCUUAAUUCUUUUUAUACACAUGGCUUGGCUGUACUAUGUGCCUUGGGCUCCUGUAUUGUUCAUCUUGCUACUCAGUUUGUCCAGGGGGGGUCAUGCCUCUGCUGGUAACAUUAAUUCUAACAGGGUCGAUACUCCUGAAGACCAAUUAUGGGGUGCAUUUAGUCCAGCAAACCAGUUAAGGAAGAAUACAGAGAAAUUAAUCUUUUUCAAAUCUGGAUGGAAUUCGAAACCAUUUAAAGAUACGGAUUACGCACCAGGAGACACGGCGCACGGAUUUCAAGUUAAAACGCUUGAUGGGGACUUUGUCUACCCACCUCCCGGUGGGCUUAAUAUUUCCAUAAUCGUCCACGCAUUUACUAAUAAAUCGGCUUUUCUUGAGUGUAUGUGGACGUCUGACUCUUCCCUGACGGACUUGGUGGAUAACCUUCCUGACAGUGCUCAUGUAGUCUUCGUGUCCCUGGACGACACCGCCGAAGUUGAUGUGCACUGGAUGAGAUACCAGAUUCAGCGUGUGGCAAAGCAAAGGAAGAAGGAUAUACUGGACAGACUGCAUUUUUCCUCUGUUCCUGUGUACUCUCUGGGUAACUGGAUUCCCAGUGUGCUUUAUGACUGGAGAUGUGAGGGCAUCAACUGUGGGCUGAAUCAAGCUGUUUUCACAUCGAAAGAUUGGGAUACUCCCAUUGUUGCCAAGCGGCUCGAUGCGAGAUACGACUGGCUGAUGGGGCACUGGAGCAGACAGUCGUACGAGCUUGUCGAUGCUGCCGAUGGCUGCAACGUCUCCUCUGAAGUCAAGGGGGCCGUUGCGUGGGUUUCGGAGGGAGACUGUUCGUUUUUCACAAAGGUGAAGAAUAUGGCUGAAUCGCAGGCUGUUGGGGUGGUUGUGUAUGCCAGCCUUGGCAGACCAAUACAGGACAUGACUUGUGUUGGAAUCGAGUGCUACACCCCACUGAGCAUACCAGCUUCUAUGGUGCAUCUGCUGCCAGCAGUAAUGAGCUCCUUGAGAAGCAAGAAGCAGGUUAAUGUUUCUUUCCAAAAUACUCCAUCACCCAACUUCUUCUUCGGGAUCGACCAUGAAGGGAAACUCGCAGAAAUGGGGUGGUUUCUCUAUCCAACUUUCAAGUUUCUUACCUGGCAGUCUGAGUGGUUUGAUUAUGUUAAGCAAUUAUAUGGAAAACUUCAGAAGCCAGCUCGGGCCAUCACUGUGUUUAAUCAUACUGUAAUGCAAGGGGAAAAUGGAACUGUGACAACUGUGGAACUUCCUAAAGAUUUCCUGGCCUCUGAUUCUCUGGAGCUGGACGCUUCACUGUCUUGCCCAGGCCUGAAAGAUGAGACCUGUGCACCCUGGGAUCAUACGGUGCAGCUCUAUGUCUGCUGUGAUGGUCUCAGUCAGCUCUGCAACCUGGAGCUGGGGCGCUGGAUCACUGCGUUCCACAGGGGCAUUGGGCGUUGGUUGACUGAUGUGUCCCCAUUAAUGCCAUUGCUGAACAGCACCAAAUGCACUUUCUCAAUGAAAACCGUGCCCUGGGCAAAGCCUUGGGUAGCGUCCCUUAAUCUUCGCUUCGGCAAAAGCAGUCAUUCGGAUUUCGAGAAACAUUCAGGGGAUCUAAGUCCCUACCUGCUGAAGCCACUUUAUAAUGGAGGAACAUUUGACAAGAAUUACAAUAAAAAAUACCAGCCUGUGAAUUUCACCGUACCCACUGCAGUUCGAAAGGUGGAAAUUUAUGCUGUGAUCACGGGCCAUGGGAGCGAUGAUAAUGGAUGUGGCGAAUUCUGUGUGACAUCUCAUCAUUUUCUGAUCAACAGCAAAUUUAAUCAUUCAAAGGUGUUUGAAAAAGCCGGGACUGCCUUUGGUUGUGCGGAGGCGGUAAAGGAAGGGGUUGUGCCCAAUGAGCAUGGCACAUGGCUGUAUGGCCGAGGAGGCUGGUGUGAUGGACUACAGGUCACCCCAUGGAGAAUAGACAUCACCAGUCAGCUGAAUAUGAAUGGAUCCAACACAAUCCUUUAUUUUGGUCUGUUUGAUGGAAAAGACCCCAACCCUGCAAGAGACCCUGGUUAUAUUAUAAUGUACUCCUAUCUGGUGUUCUAUAAAUAGUCACUUAUACAGAUUGUUACAGAAAUAGAGUCCCAUUGAGUGCACACACCUCAACACGAGUUUGUAUAUUGAUAGCAGAGGGCACAGAUGCAAAAAGUACCACUUUCAAAACCCCAUAGAUAUAGAUGAAUCUCAGUCCGCUUUGGUUUCCAAAACAUAGCUAGGGUUUCUCUUUUCAAUACUCCAUAAGCUUUUAAAUCCAAUGCUCUCUGAGGUUUGUACAGUAUAUUUUUCAGAUAAAGAUAUACCCAUGUCCAGUUAGUCCAUUUGGUUUGGCUAUGUCAUAUAUAGUUCCCACCUGCGUUGCAGAAGAUCCCUAUGGAUGGACAAAGAAAAAAAACGUGUUUGAUUUUGAGGUUACAGAAAAGUAUAAAAGUAGAUCAACAAGAAAAAACCUUGCUUAACCUUCAUUCUUCAUAGUCAAUUCAGACCUUGAUAAAUUCUAUAAAUGUAUUAUGUUUUAUCCUUAUGAUAUCUAAAGCUCAGUAAAAGUUUUGGAUUGCCCGUCUCUCUUCUUAUCGUUUUAAAACAAUAUUGUUGCUAUUAUUGGCAGGAGCCAUCAGUGUAUUGUAUACCUUGUGGUUCUUAAAAGAGUAUGAUAGAUUAUGUGUUCAUAUAUAACAGUAUGACUAGGCCAUUCCCUCUCUUAUCUUUUUGUGGCUUGUUAAAAGGAUUUAUAAUAAUCAUUCUCCUUCCUUUGCUAGGGAUCCUGCUGGUAGGUAACAAUUAAACAAGUGGUUCAACAGUCCAUAAAAAGAGCACUAUUGUUAUGUGUACAUAUAUUUCACUAUGCUGUCUUGAAAAGACCAAUCUUGAGACACAUUAGCCAGUUAUAAUAAAAGGGCAAAUAAGAGUUAAUGAUUUUUCUUAACGGAAGACCUCAUUUGUAAAAGGAAGUUAAUUACCAAAAAGUAAUUUCACAUCACCAAAGAGACUUGAAAACUUCAUUAAUAUUAGAACAUAGACUGUGACUGGAAACUUGAUGACAACACUCCAAUAUCACACACUCCCCAUGUUGGUCGUUAGAUGUAAAAAGGUUUGAGACUAACAGCUGGCAGAACUGGCCACAAUAUUCCUCUCCAGCUGCUACAUUUGGCUUUUUUGAAUUCAGUGAAAUGCUAGAGUGUACCAUUCAUCAAGGUCUGUCUGAGAAAAGGAAGUUUUGAACGCAGACAGCACUUUAAUAGUGUUCAGACUUGUCCUGAUCAUCAGGAGACGGAAAGUGGCUAAACCCAUUACAGAAAAAUUAAACUGUUGAAUGUUUUGUUCACCUCUUCUCGGGCCUGAGAAAUUACCUGCUGCUUUUUCUUGUGCUUGGGUUUGCCGUGCAUAGAGUUUAAUUGCAUUUGAAGAAGCACCACAGGGAUACUUUGUUGAAUAACCUGAAAUGUUUCUGAAAAGUCCCCUGGAGUAAGAGUAAGAGUUUUUCAGUUCAAGAGUACUAGAAGAGCCACAGGCGUUUUAAGAAGUGUCUGCCCAAGCAGUAACUCUAGGUAUUUCACCAGAUCACAGGUGCAGGGAGGAGAGGCGUUGUGGAGAUGUACUGCUGUAAAAUUCCAAAUUUGAUCUAUAAUAUAACUGGUUUAAGGACACUAGGCAUUGUGGCCAAUCCAACUUUAAGAUAAUACAUUGCAUUUCUUUAGAUUAGUUGCUCUUCUGCUCUCUAGAAUAGUGUUUGUAUGGCAUUCUGCUGACUAAAAAGCUCAAAAGUUAGUAAAACCAAUUACAAACGCUCUUGUAUUGGUUCUGAGGGUGGCAUAGCCCCUGCCUAAUGCUCCAGACCAUAUGGUAGUUCUGGUAGUUUUUUUUGGUAUUGGCAGCACUGAACAAUUUAAAAAGCCAGAAAUGCUUUGUCUGAAAAUGCUAAAAAGAAUUUCAUGACGCACACAGGGACAGGGGGUAAAUAGGUCUACAGCAUGGCUGAGAAAUCACAGGGGAGGUCAGUACAUCAGAGGCUUUUGCUUUGCUAGUAUACUUUCAUUGUGGCAUAAUACAUAAAUGGGGGUUUAUUACUGUUCACAUUUUUAAUUGAAUUAAAAUCCAAUCUAAUUAGUCUAUUGCUGCUGUUUUCUUUUUUGUUGAAAUGCAAGGGAUUCAGAACCAAGUUUAUACAUGUUUGAGAAUUAAUGUUAUCCUUGAGAAUUCUGUGAAUUCAUGAUGCCAUGCAAUUCAGACAACCACUCUGUAGAGCAAACAAAGCGUAGUUUUGCUUUGUUGUUUGUUGGCUAGCAAACAAAAUAUAGUUUCUACUUCUACUUGAGCGUAUCAUAGACAAUCAUGAUUGAUCAAUUACUUAAAAGCCUACAAAAUCUACAUAUGCUGUAUUUAUUGGUGUAAGCAUGCUUUUGAUUCAGUGUAUGUACAGAAUAAUACCCUUAUUUUACCACAAAUUCAAUACAUGGGCUAUAUUUGAUAUAUACACCAUAAUUUUAAAAUUAAAUUAAAAAAGCAAACCAAUAUGACUUCUGUCCAUGCUUCAUUAAGAUUUCAACUUCAUCUUAACACUUUGAUUUUUCAAACCCUUCCUACUGCAAAACUACAAUAAAAUGUUUCUAAAUACA
Lepisosteus oculatus (spotted gar) is the source of this 4835-nucleotide messenger RNA. RefSeq lists its product as uncharacterized. Lineage: Eukaryota; Metazoa; Chordata; Actinopteri; Semionotiformes; Lepisosteidae. Gene Ontology annotation, molecular function: oxidoreductase activity, acting on paired donors, with incorporation or reduction of molecular oxygen, reduced ascorbate as one donor, and incorporation of one atom of oxygen. The record is from RefSeq and is a predicted model, not a curated record.